Molecule: messenger RNA, 716 nt
Organism: Setaria italica (foxtail millet)
Lineage: Eukaryota; Viridiplantae; Streptophyta; Magnoliopsida; Poales; Poaceae
Exons: 2
Coding region: 198-428 (76 amino acids)
Biological process (GO): mitochondrial respiratory chain complex IV assembly
Cellular component (GO): mitochondrion
Source: RefSeq, a predicted model, not a curated record
GAGCUCGAACCCAAAUCUAAAGCCGACGGGGUCGGUUCAGCCCCGCAGGCCGACGCCGACGCCGCCGACGCCGUCGAGGGGGAAGAGGAGAGAGAGAGAGAGAGAGAGAGAGGGUGAUUCGGAUUUAGUGUGAGGCUAACGGAGUGCCGGGGAGUGGAGUGAGGAGGACGAAGGGGGUUCGCCGUCGCCGGCGGAGCAUGUCGUCGCUGGGGACGUCCAAGGGGAUCCUGGAGAUCGCCAAGUUCGGCGUCUACGUCUCCGUGCCCGUCGCGCUCACCUACCUCGUCGCCACCGACUCCAAGACCCUCAAGAAGCUCAUGGGCCUCCGUCCUUAUGUGGUUUAUCCACCUGAAGGUCCACGCCCACCACCGCCCGAAGAACUUCGUGAGAGGGCUCGGGAAAUAGCUCGGAAGAGGCAGCAGAGUUGAAUGUAUUGGUGACUAGGGAACAUCACAGAUCAUAAAUCCAGCUCACAGAUAUGGUAGAGAAUGUCACUCUGGUUGUUGAUAUGGAGCACUUGUUUGGCCCUGGUCUGUAACAUCCUUUUGAUGUUGUUGUCAUAAUAACAUUCAAGUGGCUGUGGGUUCUCUGUUUUGAGCUGAGGAUUGACUGAAUGUAACGCACUGUAUUUCUUGUUGGGAGCCAGUUCAAAUGGUACAUUUUGAGUUCUAGACUCCUUGAAAUGGUACAGAAUAAAAGAAAGGUCAUAUUUCGUA